Messenger RNA from Lacerta agilis (Sand lizard), 1066 nucleotides. RefSeq names its product centrosomal protein of 290 kDa-like. The transcript has 7 exons. The record is from RefSeq and is a predicted model, not a curated record. Lineage: Eukaryota; Metazoa; Chordata; Lepidosauria; Squamata; Lacertidae. The coding region runs from base 108 to 950 and encodes 280 amino acids.
UUGAACUUGUAAACCCGGCGGCUACGGCCUGCUAAAAAGGAAGGCCCCUCCCCUCCCGCCGUUUCAUUGGUUGUUUCUUUCGGGGAAGGGCACGUGACCCUCCCCGGAUGUUUGGUGUCCACUCCGUGUGGGAGGCUGUAGGAGGGAAGUGGAUGGCGCUGCCGUCAGUUCACAGGUGCCUCCAACUCCAUCAAGAAAAUCAGUUGCUGCUUAAAAAGCUGAGGCAUGUACGCCUAAAAAACAAGCAGUUGGAAUAUGAUUGGGCACAGUUACAAGAACAACUGCAAGGGCAAAAGAAGUUACCGGUACUGCCUACUUGUGUCACAAAGAAAGAUGUGCCAGUUCAAACAGAAAUCCACUUACCCCUUAAAGGUGAUGGGUUUUAUCGUAAGGAACAUGAAGGAGUAAAGGACAAUGCUAGAGUACUCCAGUUGUACCAUAAUCUACAGAAAAGGUAUAAUAAAGAAUUAAAAACAAACCAAGGACAAUGUGAAACCAUUGCAAGACUUACUAUUAAAAUUAAUGAUAUGGAACACCAACUUCACUUAGCAAACCAAAAGAUGAAGGAGCUGGAAAGUAAAAAGAUGUUACCAAAGGACAAAACUGAUCCACUACAGAGAAAUAAUGGGUCUUACAAAUGUGUGUGUAAAAAGAAGGGGAGCUGUUCCUGCAAAUAUUUAGACCAGCUGCUUUUUGAGAUUCAGCGUCUGAAGAUGGAAAAUGAAUCAUUAUCUAAAGAAAGAAGAAUGUUGAGAAAUGAGCUUGCUGCGUUAGACAAGGAUUUUUUUGAUGAAAUCGAAGAUCUAAAAUAUGCACUUCAAGAAGCCAUAAAACUUAAUACUCAAUAUGAAAAGUAUUUGAAACAACUAAGUUCAACAUAUGGAAUCACUUUUACAUCAACUUUAACAGCUGGUAGCCAUCGUGGAACUUUAAAUAAAUCGUGGAAAUAAAAUGUUCAAUCAGGAUUAUGAAUAAACAGUUUAAUAUUGACUGUACUUUGUAAUAUUAACUUGCUUAUGAGGAAGGCACUUAUUUUGCAAUAAAAUCAUGACUUUGACCAAUUUUU